AUGGCUGACCUUUCAGAAGAGGAGGUGCGAGAGCGCCUCAAAGCAGCCCUCUGGUUCUCCAUCGGCAAAAUGGUCGACCAAGAAUCCCUCCAGCGCAACCGCAACGCCACGCCGCAGUUCAUCGGCGCUUUGACUGAUAUGGUCUGGCAUCAGAUUGAAAAUGUCGCAACAGACCUAGAGAGUUUCAGCCAGCAUGCGGGCCGCACAACGGUCACGACAGAUGAUGUGCUGCUGCUGGCGCGGCGGAACCAGGAUUUGUACACGGUGAUUAAGGAUGGGAUUGAUAGGGAGAAGGCGGCGAAGGGGAAGGGGAAGGGGGUGCGGCGGGGGUGA
This is a messenger RNA of Dichotomopilus funicola, 333 nucleotides long. Its product is annotated as kinetochore component CENP-S-domain-containing protein. The transcript has 3 exons. The record is from RefSeq and is a predicted model, not a curated record. Gene Ontology annotation, cellular component: FANCM-MHF complex. Lineage: Eukaryota; Fungi; Ascomycota; Sordariomycetes; Sordariales; Chaetomiaceae. Bases 1 to 333 code for a protein of 110 amino acids. Gene Ontology annotation, molecular function: chromatin binding; protein heterodimerization activity. Gene Ontology annotation, biological process: resolution of meiotic recombination intermediates; replication fork processing.